Fragaria vesca subsp. vesca is the source of this 621-nucleotide messenger RNA. RefSeq lists its product as uncharacterized. Bases 1 to 621 code for a protein of 206 amino acids. The record is from RefSeq and is a predicted model, not a curated record. NCBI's taxonomy places the organism in Eukaryota, Viridiplantae, Streptophyta, Magnoliopsida, Rosales, Rosaceae. The transcript has a single exon.
AUGUUGUCGUCUCAAACCACUAAAGGUUACAAGGCUUGCCCAAUCUGCUUAGGAGACCUAAAUGCUAGUUGGCACGCUGGAAAGGUGUGUUACUUGGGGAGUCGUACAGGGCUUCUGGAAGAUCAUCCAUGGAAAUUUAAUGCGGCUUCAUUCGAUGGGAAGCAAGAGUUUGGUUUAAAACCCCAAGAGCGGUCUGGUGAGUGGAUUUUGGACAUGUUGAACUCUUUUGAUUUCGGACGUCUUAGCAGUGAUCCUGAUGUGUUAGCUCGGAAUCCAAAACGUCUUUCUAGAUUGGAGAACUGGACGCAUAACAGUAUAUUUUUUGAAUUGCCUUACUGGAAGAAAUUGAGAAUAAGGCACUACUUUGAUGUCAUGCAUAUAGAGAAGAAUGUUUGUGACAGCAUUGUGGGAACAGUUUUCGGGUUUAAAGACAAGACUAAGGACACUGUGAAGGCGCGCAAAGAUCUUCAACUCAUGAACAAACGCCCUCACUUGUGGCUAACAACGUCGGGGUCAGUGCCUCUUGCACAUUACAGGAUUAAUCCGGCUAAUGAGAAGAAAAUUUUCAAAUGGUUUGAAGCUAUUAAGUAUCCUCAUGGUUAUGCAGGAAAUAUAUCUUAA